Molecule: messenger RNA, 1296 nt
Organism: Oncorhynchus gorbuscha (pink salmon)
Lineage: Eukaryota; Metazoa; Chordata; Actinopteri; Salmoniformes; Salmonidae
Product: chemokine-like protein TAFA-1
Exons: 6
Coding region: 466-921 (151 amino acids)
Biological process (GO): neuroblast differentiation; regulation of neuroblast proliferation
Molecular function (GO): receptor ligand activity
Source: RefSeq, a predicted model, not a curated record
GGGACAGAGCUAGAGCGUGUGCUCAGAGGCUGCCUCUCAAUGGGAGGAGGAUGCAGAUGGAGAAAGCGAGAGAGAGAGAGAGAGAGAGAGAAAGCGAGAGCGCGAGAGGGGAGAUUCUACAGCAGUAAAUGAAGGAUUGCUCCUUAUGUGCCUGUAAACGCGAAAAGCCAAAUCUAUUCUGUGUCAGUGCCAGGGUCUCCUCAAGGGAAGCCAGUGAUAUUUCAAAGGUGGAAAUGGCAAUGCUCUAAAUGUGUUGUUUCUGACUGGCUCAGCUGUCAGCUUUCAGUCACUGUGCCCAACGCUGUUGGUUGUCCUCAGACAAAGUGAAGAAAAGGAAGGAAGAGUAGUGUGACGAGUCAAAGGAGUUUGGGAGUCUCAACCUAAAUCAAGGACGGAGUUGGAUGGGGAUUCCACAUCAGCCUCAAGAUGGAUGGAUUUAAAACAACGUGUUAGAAUACUUAGCAGAUGUGUCCUGUCAUGUCCUGGCUGCUGUGCCUGGUCCUCUGGGUCAGUGGGAGGUCCAUCCAGCUGUGCCAGGCCACCUUUUAUGAGACCAUACAGCUACAGCAGCACCAUGUGACACGGCCUGGAAGGACCUCCAUUCACGUGAUUGAGGGAGGAACAUGUGAGGUGAUUGCUGCUCACAGAUGCUGUAAUAAGAACAAGAUUGAAGAGCGGUCCCAGACAGUCAAGUGUUCCUGUCUACCAGGGAAGGUGGCAGGGACUACCAGGAACAGACCCUCCUGUGUUGACGCAUCCAUAGUGAUUGGGAAGUGGUGGUGCGAGAUGGAGCCCUGCCUGGAGGGAGAGGAGUGCAAGACGCUGCCUGACAACUCAGGCUGGAUGUGUUACGCUGGGAACAAGAUCAAAACCACCCGGAACACCCAACAGCCUGCAAGUGAAGAAUACCUCGAACUUUAGACGGACCAACUGCAGAGAUCAAUCCAAGGACCCAACAAAGACAUUCAGUUUGCUUUCCUGGAUGUGUGAAUUCUCAAAAAAAACUGCUGCUCAAGGGUACUGGGAAUGGUGCAGUUCAAGGAUACCAAUGGGGGACCUUAUUGAAUUCUGAAUUGUGUUCUUUGAGGAAACACUGCUUUUGGAUGUACAGCACAUCUGUUGUCAGAAAACUCAGACAGACUCUGCGAGAUGGGCAGACAUUUCUGGGUUACCUUUAGCAAGUACUUGCAGUGGGGAGUCAGGAUUCUGUAUAUACCAUGUUUCAGUGUCUUCAUGUUAACAAGAACAUUGUCUACAGUAUGAUGGUGGUGAGAUGUAAAUGAUUCCAAACCCUGA